Molecule: messenger RNA, 2199 nt
Organism: Chaetomium strumarium
Lineage: Eukaryota; Fungi; Ascomycota; Sordariomycetes; Sordariales; Chaetomiaceae
Product: laccase 2
Exons: 7
Coding region: 294-2093 (599 amino acids)
Molecular function (GO): oxidoreductase activity; copper ion binding
Source: RefSeq, a predicted model, not a curated record
GGCAGGCCGUGUCUGGUUGCAAUCAUGAACGAAUCUGAUUAUCCUUUCUUUCCCCUUGGGGACGAUGCAGGUACAAGGCCGAGUACAGCAAUGAGAUACAAGGGCAGAUGAAACGUGAUCAAGAUCUGCGGCGGUGAGGGAAUUGCUCCACGAUGUUGCACAAGAUAAAGCGAACUUAAGGUAUGUACUCUGCAAGAUGAGGCCGCACGGCGGCGGCACAGCUACUUCCAUUCAGCCACACCUUACUCUGUUCAGCGAGCUGCGUCCAUCCCGCGAUUUCCCAAACAGUAAUCAUGAAAGCUAUUUCCGCUGUUCGCCAAGCCGCGUGGCUUUACGCCAUCGUUGCCGCCGCUGUCGUCGCCCAAGAGGAGCCGCCAUGUGCUCACAGCGCCGAUACUCGGCGCUGCUGGGGCAACUACUCCAUCGAUACCAACUACUACGAGGUGGUGCCGGACACGGGAGUGACAAGAGAGUUUUGGUUUGUGGUAGAGAAUGUGACAAUGGCUCCUGAUGGGUACGAACAGCCUGUUAUCGUAGUCAAUCGGUCAAUUCCGGGGCCAACUAUUGAAGUUGACUGGGGCGACCAAGUCGUGGUCCACGUAACGAACCUGCUUGAGAACAACGGCACGUCCAUCCACUGGCACGGAAUUCGGAUGCGGAACAACUAUGGCAUGGACGGCGUCCCCGGCGUUUCGCAGUGCCCCAUUCCCCCGGGCGGUACCUUCACUUACAGGUGGCGGGCCGAGCAGUACGGAACGACGUGGUAUCAUUCUCACUUUAGCAUGCAGUACUCGGUCGGUCUGCAGGGACCAAUCGUGAUCCACGGCCCUGCCACGGCCAACUAUGACGAGGAUCUCGGUACCGUUGUGCUCCAGGAUUGGAGCCAUGUAUCUCCGUUCGCCAUGUGGUGGUAUUCUCGGCUUCCAAGCGGGCCGCCGCCUCUCGCCAACGCCCUAAUCAACGGCAAGAACGUCUUUGACUGUACUAGUAGUGCUGACCCGGAUGACAAGAACUGCAUAGGCAACGGAACACGCGCCGAGUGGUCCUUCCAGCAAGGAAAACGUUACCGCAUGAGAAUCAUCAACACUGGCCUCUACUCCAACUUCCGUUUUUCCAUUGACGACCACAAUCUGACCGUCAUAGCGGCCGACCUAGUGCCCAUUGAGCCUUACGUCACGGAUAAUAUUGCUAUUACGAUGGGGCAACGGUACGACGUUAUCGUUCAGGCAAACCGCCCAGUGGGUGACUAUUGGUUAAGAGCAAUUUGGCAGACGUCGUGCUGUCCCAACGACGCCGUAAACAACACGCUGGGAAUCAUCCGGUACGACAGCACUUCGACGGCCGAUCCCAACACCACCAACCCGGCCGUCGACUACCCGGAUAACUGCGGCGACGAGGACGCCGAGAACCUUGUCCCCUGGCUCAAGCUGGACGUCGGCCCGCCGCUAAGCACGGACGUCUUCUACCUCGACGACGUGACGCUCCCUGAUCCGAAGGGCUUCCUCUGGACGCUGAACGGCACCUACCUGUGGGCGAACUUCUCGGCGCCCACCAACCUCCUCCUGGCCGACGCCGACAAGACCGCCUUCCCGGCGGAUUACAUGGUCUACCGCACGCCCGCCACGGCCAGCGGAUGGGUCUACAUCGCCUUCAACGACAUCUCCAACCGCAACCGCUCGCACCCGAUGCACCUACACGGGCACGACUUCUACGUGCUUGCCACCGGCCCCGGUAACUUCACCUCCUCCUCCUCCUCCUCCUCCUCCAACAACAACAACAACAACAACAACCAUAACAAUACAGCGCCACAGCUGCAGCUCGCCAACCCCCGGCGACGGGACACAGCCACGUGGCCCGCGCGCGGCUACAUGGUGCUCGCCUACAAGACGAAUAACCCGGGGACCUGGCUGCUGCACUGCCACAUCGCGUGGCACUCGAGCGAGGCGCUGGGGCUGCAGAUGCUGGAGCGCCCGGGAGACAUGGACUUGUCCGCGGGGGGACAGGUGGCGGGGAUGAGGCAGCUGUGUGGCGAGUGGGAGCGGUGGUUAUCGAAUCAUGGGGAUGCGAUCGUGCAGGAGGAUGCUGGGAUUUGAAAAAGACAUUAACUAACGAAUAAUCAUUUAAGAAUCAUUUUCAGGAUUCUUGUGUACAAUACAAUAACCUAACCCUACCUGACUUUACGGUCGUAAAGCAUGUACC